Daktulosphaira vitifoliae (grape phylloxera) is the source of this 1009-nucleotide messenger RNA. Its product is annotated as vacuolar protein sorting-associated protein 54-like. Gene Ontology annotation, cellular component: GARP complex. The record is from RefSeq and is a predicted model, not a curated record. Lineage: Eukaryota; Metazoa; Arthropoda; Insecta; Hemiptera; Phylloxeridae. Gene Ontology annotation, biological process: Golgi to vacuole transport; retrograde transport, endosome to Golgi. Gene Ontology annotation, molecular function: syntaxin binding.
ACAUUUGUAUGAUAAACAUAGAACUGUAUCAAAAAAUAAUUCAUAUUAUUGUAAAUAUGGUUCUAAUGGAGUAUGUAAUGGUCAUAAUAGCAGAAGUUAUAGUGAAUCAGAAUAUAAGACACAUAUAGUUCAAGACCAUGCAUUUCAUAUUAUUUCAGUCCUUCCUUAUCAUAAAACAUCAAAUUGCAAAAAACCAUCUGAUGAAUGGAAUUUUUAUUCAGCUUCUCAAAGUCUAUCUACAGUAUUAAAUGAUCCAAAACAACCUAGAUCAAAAGAUUUUUUUACCAAGAUAUGGGGAGAUAAAUUCACAGAUUUAAAUCCAGUUCCGCCUUCUCAACAUCUACCUAUAGUAAAACUUCAAAAUUUUCAAGAUUAUCUUAAGCGUAUAUCCAAGAAACAUAAAAAACACAUAGAGCUUAGUAAAGAAGAAAAAAAGGAAGAAUACCCAGCUGAAAUUCGUCAACAGUUUCCAAAUUUACGAUUAUCUAAAUUAACUGAUGGGGUCAGCUAUAAUUUAUCUGAAGUUCCACUAGUUUUUUUAGAAUCUAAUUUUGAUCUCAGUAAUUGUGAAACAUUUUUUACUGUGUUUCCUAAUAUUUUUCCUACAUUAGAUUAUCUGACUAAUAUUCCAAUGGCUAAUAUAAAACUAUCGCAUAAGUCUAUUCAGGAAAAACUAAUUUAUUACUUAGAUACUGUUGAAGUAAAAAUAGCACAACAAGUGAGAUCCAAAUCAGAGGCAUUUUUUCACAUAAUGACCUCACAUGAUGCACUUAAUGAAAAAAUAAGCCAAUCUAUUCAAUUAGCUGGGCAAUCGAGGGGACAGGGAUAUGAUAAUCAAAACAUGAAAGGACAAAAUCAAGGAGUUCAGGCAAGAUUAUUAAUUAUAAACCCAUAAGCAUUUUAUAUUUCAUGCAGUUGUCACUCUUUGAAUUUAGUUAUUGCUAAUGUUGUAUCGUCUUUUAAAGAAUCAAUUUUUUUAUUUGGAUUAAAACAACGUGUAUAUGUAUUA